Messenger RNA from Diorhabda sublineata, 3897 nucleotides. RefSeq names its product non-lysosomal glucosylceramidase. Gene Ontology annotation, cellular component: membrane. The coding region runs from base 428 to 2881 and encodes 817 amino acids. The record is from RefSeq and is a predicted model, not a curated record. Gene Ontology annotation, biological process: glucosylceramide catabolic process; carbohydrate metabolic process. Gene Ontology annotation, molecular function: beta-glucosidase activity; glucosylceramidase activity. Lineage: Eukaryota; Metazoa; Arthropoda; Insecta; Coleoptera; Chrysomelidae. The transcript is spliced from 15 exons.
GUCUAUGGUUUUUUGAACUUUAUGAAACUUAUUUAUUCCCCUUAAAUUGUUAUUUACUAUUGGUUACGGUUUUUACAUUUUUGGCAUUUCAACAUAAAAAUAAUUUAUUCAUACGAAAAAAAUAUAGAAAUCAAAAGUUUCUGUAGAUCAUCUAUAUUUGAAAUUUACGCCGAAAAUUGAACGUGACGUUCAGGAAUUGUGAUCAAAAUCUCUGGAUCUAUUUGAUCCAGGAUCAUAGUUUUCGAAAACCAUAGAGAUAUUACAGGUUAGGAUACUUUUAAAAACCAUAGAGUUCAAAAUAAGUAUAUUUUAUUUCAUGCUUUUGUUGUAUUUAGUACCAGAUAAAUCGAAACAAGGUUAUUAGUCAGACUCACAACGUUUACAAAUAUUGAGUUAGUUUCAAUAAACUAAAGUGAGGAUAAGACUAAUGUUGUCCAACAAAAGAAAUAUUUCUCAUACAUUAAUACCAAAUUAUGGUCUAAAGUUGAAAUUAGACCAUGUUUACCCGGAAAAAAGGAAUCAACAUUAUAUUCCAAGUUUUAGGGUUAUUUGGAGUAUGAUACCAUUGAUUCUAAGAUAUAUUUUGUUUUAUAUAAAAUCAAAAUGGAAAGGGCAAAGACUAUUUAUCGAUAGUUUUUCACCCAGGACACCAGAACAAAUUUAUGGUGUGCCUAUCGGUGGAAUUGGUAGCGGUACAAUAGGAAGGGGAUUCAAAGGAGAAUUUUGUCGAUUUCAACUACGUCCAGGUAUAUAUGAAUGGAAUACAGUUGAUGCCAACCAAUUUAUCAUUACAAUAAAGAAUGAAGAAAAUGUUACUACAUUCCAGAGUUUGCUAUCAACCUAUAGGAAAUCCAGUCUCUCUAGUUGGGAAAGUCAGUUGGAUGCCAGUAAAUGUACAUAUACCGGUUUAUACCCAAGAGCAUGGACAGAGUAUGAUUUAUCUAAAUAUGGUAUAAAACUUACUUGCAGACAAAUUAGUCCUGUAAUACCCCAUGACUAUAAAAAUAGCGCAUUACCUUGUGCCGUGUUUGUAUGGAAUAUUGAAAAUAUUUCUGCUGAUUACAAAACGGUGACCAUCGCCUUUACAUUCAAAAAUGGAACCGGAAGCAAAAAUGAUACAAAUGGUGCUUGUAGUUCGAAAGCCUUCUCUUAUGAAAAUUCCGAAGGAGUUGUUCUAUAUCAUAAAAUCGACAAUAUGCCGUGUGCUUAUGCACUUGCCGCAAAAACUCGAGAUGAUUUGUCAGUUACGAAGUGCUUGUAUUUCAAUCCAAAAUCAAAUGGUUUUGACGUAUGGAAGCAACUCAAAGAUAAUGGCGAAUUUGAUAAAACCAACACUUCAGUUACUGAAAAUGUUUACGGUGAAAUGGCAUGUGGAAUAGCGGCCAAAAUACGUAUUGGUCCUAGAGAAUGUCAAGAAGUUGAAAUGAGCCUUGUUUGGGAUAUACCUACAAUUAAUUUCCCAUUAAGACAAAAAAUCUACUCGAAGUUUUAUACAAAGUAUUUUGGAAAAGAAAAUGCCAUAUUGAAAAUAAUAUCUUACUCAUUUAAUAAUUAUUCUUCAUGGGAAGAAGCCAUUUAUAAUUGGCAGGAACCGGUAUUAGAAGACAGCAAAUUGCCCGAUUGGUAUAAAGGAGCUUUGUUUAAUGAAACUUACUUUAUUAGUGAUGGAGGAACUUUGUGGCUUUUGGUGGAUGACGAAGAAGCAAAAAUGUAUUCUAAAAAUGACCCUAGAAUCACAUAUGGUCGUUUUGCGUAUUUGGAAGGACAAGAAUAUAUUAUGUACAAUUCGUACGACGUUCACUUUUAUGCUUCUCAUGCCCUACACAAAAAUUGGCCCUUUUUACAAAAAUGCUUACAAUAUGAUUUGAAAGAUUUCAUUUCUCUUGAAAUAAAACAAUACAGCGAUGAAUUAUACAACGGACAUAAGAUCGAAAGGAAAUAUCGAAAUUCCGUACCUCACGAUGCUGGAAAUCCUGGUGAAGAACCAUUCAAACUCAUCAAUGCUUAUCCUGUUCACGACGUGAGUAAAUGGAGAGAUCUUAAUUCAAAAUUCAUUUUGCAAACGUUUCGUGAUGCUUAUUCUUCAUACGAAACACCCGAUAUGGAUUACCUAAAUGAUAUGUAUGAUUCUUGUUAUUCAAUUAUACAAAUAUGGAUUGAAAAUGAUAUUGAUGAAGAUGGUUUAAUUGAAAAUGGUGGCAUUCCAGACCAGACGUAUGAUUCGUGGAAUAUGACUGGAGUAAGUGCUUAUUGUGGAGGUUUAUGGUUAGCUGCUUUACAAGCAAUGAUGACAAUGGCGGAUCAACUAGGAAAGGGUAACCAUAAAAAGGUUUUUGAAAAUAUUUUAAACAAGGCGAAACCAGCUUAUCAACGAAAAUUAUGGAACGGUAGUUAUUAUAACUUUGAUUGCUCCAAAGAGCAGUACAAAUCUAUAAUGGCCGACCAAUUAUGUGGUCAUUGGUAUUUAAGGUGUGCGGGAAUGAAAGAUUAUGAAGUGUUUCCUAAGGAAAAUGUGGAAAUUACCUUAAACAGUAUUUUCAAAAAUAAUGUUCAAUUGUUUUGUAAUGGGACCAUGGGUGCUGUGAAUGGUACUGUAGAUGGUAAUGUCGAUAACUGUACCGUUCAAAGUGUAGAAGUUUGGACGGGAGUAACUUACGCUCUUGCUUCGACAAUGAUUUCAGAGGGUAUGAUAGAAGAAGGUUUUCAAACAGCUGGAGGGAUGUAUAACUCUAUGGUAUAUAAAUUAGGAUUAGCCUUCGACACUCCAGAAGCUCUCUAUGCUGAAAAAUACAUGAGAGCAGUUGCUUACAUGAGACCUCUAAGUAUUUGGUCCAUGCAAAUAGCUUGGGAAAAUUCCAACAAAUCAUUAAAUGACAAAUAAUUGGAGUUAUGUUAAUAUUUAUCUUAGUAUUAACUUUAUAUUAUAUAAAACUUAAAACUGCUAGUCAAUCUCUGUAUAAUUCUAAAAACUUUUUAUUUGUAUUUUGAUAACCUCAUUUCCUCAAGUGCGGUUAUCAAAUUAUUUAUCAAAAUAAAAAUAGUGGCAUGAAUUGGUUGAAAUUCAAAUUAUUAAUUAUAUUAUUUUGAUAUCUACUUCAUGUCAUUUCUUUACUUAAAGCUGGCAUGGAAGUAUCGAAAAACAUUAUAUGAAAUACGCAAGAAUAAAUAUUGACAAGUGAAGAAUCUCUUUAGUUAAGGAAUAAAAGAAAAUAAAAGGCAAAUACACUCUCAAAAAAAUGAAGACACAUACUAAAAAAAAUUACUUUGAUACUACUAAAUCCGAAAAUAUUCCACAGUGAGAAGCUAUACCAUCUCACUGGUUUCCUUACUAUUACUUCAAGAAGUACCUGAUGGAAAUAUGGCUAGUCCAUGGGUUGGCAACGAUUGGAGGCAAUUUACUUUUAUACAAAGUUGCAUCCAAAAUGAAUUGUGGGGCCCAAUAUUUAGAAAAAUCUUACUUUCUUUGCAAUCUCUUAACCUAAAAAUACCAAAUUUGGUACACUGAAUGAGACUUACGGGCAUUAAGUAAUGGUAAGUAGAAGGCGAUCGAAUCAUUCUGGAGGAUUAGUUAGGGGUGAACCAACAUGAAAAUUUGUUUUUUAUGUCAGUUGAUUAAAUAAUAGUUUAUUUUCAUACUCUGGAUAAAUUGGUUCUAAAACUUUUUCUACAACUUUAUCAUUUUCAAGGAAAAUUCGAAUAACCAAAGACAUAUUUUCAACAAUAUUAUUCAAAAAGCAGGUUUUUGUGAAGGAAAUUAUAGAGAUGCAUGGAAGAAUAUCGGAGGAAGUUUCCCAAUCUAUUCUUUGAGUCAUUGGUAUGCAAUCUAAUAUCAAAUUUGUGUUGUUUAAUAAUAAUUGAGCUAAAAGUUUGUUUAUGGUACUUCUGGCAUCAAUAAUC